This is a messenger RNA of Equus quagga, 5197 nucleotides long. It is a transcript of the gene POU6F1, whose product is annotated as POU class 6 homeobox 1. Lineage: Eukaryota; Metazoa; Chordata; Mammalia; Perissodactyla; Equidae. Gene Ontology annotation, molecular function: RNA polymerase II cis-regulatory region sequence-specific DNA binding; DNA-binding transcription factor activity, RNA polymerase II-specific. Gene Ontology annotation, biological process: regulation of transcription by RNA polymerase II. Bases 448 to 2211 code for a protein of 587 amino acids. The record is from RefSeq and is a predicted model, not a curated record. The transcript has 11 exons.
GGGAAAGAAGAAAAAUAUAUAUACCUGACCGGCCCCCCCACCCCCCACAGCUUCCCCUUCCCGCUUCCCGGCCGUCCCCCUCCGCCCAGCGCAGCCCGCGGAGUCCCCUUGGCUCUGCCCAGCCCGGGCUGGGGGCCCGGGGGCGGCGGCGGGUCCCGACCGGCUCCCGGGCCGAGCCGAGCCCGGCCAAGCCGCACUGGCUUCUUUGUCUGCGGGCGGCGGCCGCCCGGGCCCUCGCCCCGGCCCCCGGCCCCCUGGCCCGGGCUGUGAGAUGAAUCUCUAAUCGGUGGCCGCCGGGCACCCGGGGCGAAGGCGGCUCGGGCUCGGGCUCCGGAUGUGCUAGGUGUGGGCUGGCCCCCAUCCCACCCUGACAAGUCACCAUGGAUCCUGGAGCCGGGCCAGAGUCAUCUCUGACUGUCAAUGAGCAGGUCAUCGUGAUGUCAGGCCAUGAGACCAUCCGAGUGCUGGAGGUUGGAGUGGAUGCCCAGAUCCCUGCUGAGGAGGAGAGCAAAGGACUGGAGGGUGUGGCCAGCAAGGGAUCCCAGAGCAGAGGCCCUGCUGAAGCCAGUGAACCUGCUGCUGAAGCUGGACCAGACAACCCAGACUCUUCUGCAGAGGCAACUGUCACUCCCGGGAAUCGCUCCGAGCCCUGCCCCUGCUGUUGCCACCUUCAGCCAAGCCCCAAGCCAGCCUCAGUCCUCGCAGACCUUGACGCCACUGGCUGUACAAGCUGCCUCCCAGGUCUUGACUCAGGAAAACUUAGCCACAGUUCUGACAGGAGUUAUGGUUCCAGCAGGGGCAGUUACUCAACCUCUUCUUAUCCCCAUCAGUAUUGCAGGUCAAGUGGCUGGUCAGCAGGGGCUGGCCGUGUGGACAAUUCCUACAGCAACCGUGGCUGCCCUCCCAGGACUGACCGCUGCUUCUCCCACGGGGGCAAUUUUCAAGCCACCUUUAGCCGGUCUCCAAGCAGCUGCUGUGCUGAACGCCACUCUCCCGGCACCCGUUCAAGCUGCCGCACCAGUACAGGCCUCCUCACCCGCCCAGCCCCGGCCACCAGCCCAGCCCCAGACGCUGUUCCAGACCCAGCCGCUGCUGCAGACCACACCUGCCAUUCUACCGCAGCCCACUGCUGCCACCGCUACUGCCCCCACCCCCAAGCCAGUGGACACCCCCUCACAGAUCACCGUCCAGCCUGCAGGCUUCGCAUUUAGCCCAGGAAUCAUCAGUGCUGCUUCCCUCGGGGGACAGACCCAGAUCCUGGGCUCCCUCACCACAACUCCAGUCAUUGCCAACGCCAUUCCCAGCAUGCCGGGGAUCAGCAGUCAGAUCCUCACCAACGCUCAGGGACAGGUUAUUGGAACACUUCCGUGGGUAGUGAACUCCGCUAGCGUGGCAGCCCCAGCACCAGCCCAGAGCCUGCAGGUCCAGGCUGUGACCCCUCAGCUGUUGUUGAACGCCCAGGGUCAGGUGAUUGCGACCCUGGCCAGCAGCCCCCUGCCUCCACCUGUGGCUGUCCGGAAGCCGAGCACACCUGAGUCCCCUGCUAAGAGUGAGGUGCAGCCCAUCCAGCCCACUCCAGCUGUGCCCCCGCCUGCUGUGGUCAUCGCCAGCCCAGCCCCCGCGGCCAAGCCAUCUGCCUCUGCUCCCAUCCCAAUUACCUGCUCAGAGACCCCUACGGUCAGCCAGUUGGUGUCCAAGCCUCAUACCCCGAGUCUGGAUGAGGAUGGGAUCAACUUAGAAGAGAUCCGGGAGUUUGCCAAGAACUUUAAGAUCCGGCGGCUAUCCCUGGGCCUCACACAGACCCAGGUGGGUCAGGCUCUGACUGCAACAGAAGGCCCAGCCUAUAGCCAGUCAGCUAUCUGCCGGUUCGAGAAGCUGGACAUCACGCCCAAGAGUGCCCAGAAGCUGAAGCCGGUGCUGGAGAAGUGGCUGAAUGAAGCUGAACUCCGGAACCAGGAAGGCCAGCAGAACCUGAUGGAGUUUGUAGGAGGUGAGCCCUCUAAGAAACGCAAACGCCGCACCUCCUUCACCCCCCAGGCCAUAGAGGCUCUCAAUGCCUACUUCGAGAAGAACCCACUGCCCACAGGCCAGGAGAUCACUGAGAUUGCUAAGGAGCUCAACUACGACCGGGAGGUUGUGCGGGUCUGGUUCUGCAAUCGGCGUCAGACGCUCAAGAACACCAGCAAGCUGAACGUCUUUCAGAUCCCUUAAGGCUCAGCCCCCAGCCCUUUGUUCCAGCACUUUGUACUUUUCCCUUUGGCACCUGGCUGCAGCCACUGCUGUGACAGCACCUGUCAUUCUGCCAUGUGUGGCUGUGCUUGUCCUGGGUCAUGAGACUUCCCUGUGUGCAUGUGCGUCAGCUGCCUCCCUCCUCUUUCCCACAUAUCUCACAUCAUCAGGAUGGCAGAGGGCCCACCGAGAGCUCCAGGCUCAGGGCAGGUCACACUGAGGGAGGGGAUCUGUGGUGUCACUUAUAGAAGCACUUUGCUAAUGUGGUUUUCGAAGGGUGAAUUCUGGUUGGGAACCAGAAACUCCCCGUCUUUGGGGCAGGGCUGCAGUGGCCCCUAAAGACCACUGGCCAUUAGCUUUUGUUUUCCAUGGCAUUCUUUCUCCACCCUCUCUUCUCCUUUGCUCCUCUGUGUGAGUGUGGCGGGUAUGGCACCUCAUCCAGUGGAACCACAGCCUCACCCCCCACCCCCAUUGCCUGCAGGCACACUGUCCCCUGAAGUGACCCAAGAGACACAAUUCCAAAAAGCAUGAUGUGCUGCUUGGAAGGUCAGACUCAGAGUCUGCCUUGACCUCAAGGUCAGAAGGUUCCCACACCCCUGGGGCCAGAAUAUGGUGUCUCCUCUCCCACAUCUCCCUGGUUCCUUUGGGGGGAAAUUGCACUAAAGCAGAACCCGUUCUUUUGUAAUCCCUGUUGGAAGGAAGCAACAGUGAACUUUAGCUGUCCUGGAGUUGACCUGGGUCUGCAGCAGGUUGGGAACUUAGUAAAUAAGGCCACCCUCCCAGAUUUUGAUCUAAUCUCUCUGUCCAUGGCCAUCUCCCCUCAAAACAGUGUUGCUAAGAGAACUUGCUGCCCAGAAAAUCUAACUGCCCAACUAAGCAGGCACUCUGCAGAAAAAUGAAAGGAAUGCUGACUCUCUUUCUCUGGUCCUCACACUCACCUCCAACCCAGUACUGAGGCCUUCUCAGAAGGGGCAAAUUAAACAAUAAACCAGAGAGCAAGGCCCAGGAGGAAAGGCCAACAUCCAGAAAGAGCUGAUGGCAGCCCAGGAAAGUGUCUUGUGGGAGGUGAUGUAACUCUAAUUUUCUUUGUAACUUUAAGCCUUGAGUGCUGGAGGAGAAGUCUUAUUUUGUCGAGCCUGAGACCACGUGUUUGUGUAAGCAAUCCCCCCUGUGCGCCCCUGGUCAAGAAUACCCCUGGAGCAGGAUGGGUUUUGCCUCUAGAGAGGGUAGCUAUGGUACGUCAAGGGUUGGCAUCUCAUCUGAGCUGCUGAGUGAGUUUCCCAGCCCCACGGUGGCUGGACAGCCCCUGGAACUCAGCAUGUGACUCCAGGAGGUCGGGAGAGCACUGAGAGGUUUGCUUAGUUGAGCCCAGACUUGCUGUGUAGAACAUCCCUAAAGGGCCACAAGUCAUGGGGCAGUCACCCCCUCUUCUCACUCCUCUUGUCCUUACAGAGCCAGGUCUCCACGUGCUGCCCUCCACUGCACCUCACAUGAUACACCCCUGAGGAAGAGACUGCCAGGUGAGGGCGCAUCACCCCCUCUGUCCAUCACUGGUACAGAGCCGCCUCUUAGCCUCACUUCCCCUGGCAUGCUCUGCUUCCUUUCCUGCCAAUGGCUGGUCCCUCCCAGGCCCUACAGUGCCAGCAUGGCCACCCUCUUGGUAGCCCUGCCAAUGAGAGGACACUUGUGUGUCAAGUUGCCGCACACACACUUCUGCCCCGCUGCACUGGGACCAACCAGACCUGCCAGAGGGUAGCAGGGGUGGUGAGGAAGCAGGUGGGCGCCUUGCCUGCCCCAGCCUCCCAGGUGAGAAUAUGUCUUCAAGGGGGAGGGUCCACCCUCGAGUUCAGGGUCAUCAGCCUAUCUCAAUGAAAUAAUAGGCUCACCUGGAAGGGGAGCUGUAAACAAGUUUUCAGUGAGAAUAAAGUUCCAGCGUCUGUAAGGGAUUCAGUGACCUACGCUUCACUAAGUUAGAGAGGGGCAGGUUUUCACCCUCAAGCACUGGCGUUCAGUUGUACUUUCUUUUUUGGGAGAGACAAGUGGGUCAUGGCUGGUGCUCUGGGAGCAGCAUAUAAUCCAGGGUGUGUCCAUGGCAGUGGAUAUGCAGGAGGACACCGUCUGUCCUGUGUCAUGGCAGGAAAAAGACCAUGAACUGCUGGUCUAAAUGAGGCCUGGCCGAGCUUUCUCAGCUCCUCCCUUGUCUAAAUCUGUCUUCCCAAGGCUGGGUUAGAACGAAACCCUUUUCUCCUCUGCUGGAAGGAUGGGUAGGUCUUUCAGAGGAAGGAUACCAGGGGCAGAAUUUUCGCAGGCCAAAUUCCCCAGGCAGGGGGGUGUGGGGUGUCCCUGAAGCGUGCCCAAAGCGGAGUUCACCUCCCUGUGGUCUCUGCUCCUGCUCCCCCACCGCAGGGCCCCCGAGAAGCAGCUGUGGCCCUGAGGUUGGUGGUUUUGUUUUGAGUAGUACCAAACUCUGAAGGGAGUUGACACAAAUUUUGUUUUGAAAGCACCUUCCUGGACUGAAGCCAGAGCUCAGUGGUUCGUUUCCCACGGAAAGGCAGGAAAAGGGGCAGAAAUGGUUUUAACUGUUCUCGUGUGGUUUUUUUUUUGUUUUAAAUGAAAGGAAGACCAAAACUUUCUAUGGUCUGCUGAAUCACCUGGGGCCUUUGACUCUGCACUAACCAUGGCAUUUUACCCAGGUGAGGUCCAGGGAAAGAAUCGAGCCAGAGGAAUUGGGGAACAUACUUGAAUUUGGAACGAGAGACCCUGACAUUUUUGUGUCCUUGGAAAUCCAGUCACCUCCGUAUGCCUAGAUUCCCUUCCUGUCAUAGGCCAGGCUCUGACACUGAGGUUCUGACUGUCCCCCGACAUGGGGCAAAUACUGCUGAGGGCUGGAGUGAGGGGUGGGGAGGGGAGAAGGGAGGAGAAGCACUUGAUGUAGUUGUGUGGAAUAAACAGUAUUUUUUCUUUUGUA